Messenger RNA from Brienomyrus brachyistius, 3227 nucleotides. RefSeq names its product zinc finger BED domain-containing protein 4. The record is from RefSeq and is a predicted model, not a curated record. Bases 546 to 2471 code for a protein of 641 amino acids. The transcript is spliced from 2 exons. Gene Ontology annotation, molecular function: protein dimerization activity. Lineage: Eukaryota; Metazoa; Chordata; Actinopteri; Osteoglossiformes; Mormyridae.
ACAAGGGGGAGUGCUCUAUCUCGACAAUAGCAGGCGAUCUCUGAUUAUGGGAGAAGAGUAAUCCCUAUCGCUGCCGAUUUGCCAGCUUCACCGACACUGGAAGCUAUCUCUUCACCAGAGAAGAUUGAAUUCAGUGGCUUCAAUGCCUUUGACAGCGUCUACAAUGUUCGCAGUAACUGCUGUGCGCGAUUAGCUACAGAUGUGGAAACGCUGGAUUAAAAAUAGGGUAUUUGGCUUUUGUGGUACCUUUCAGAUAGCUACUUAGCCGGCCACUGUUAGCAUAUGAAGCUGUAUAUGAAUGCGUUAUUAUGCAAAAGGAAGAUUUAUUUUUAAGCUAUGAUACAUGCUUUCUUUCGCUCUUCUUGUCGCGUGAAAUCACAUCCAUGCAACAUUAAUUGCCUUGCUUGCUUGUUAGCUAGCUAGUUAGCCAGCCAUAUCUAUUUAAUGUCCAUAGGGGACGAUAAAGAAAGGAAUCUGGGGUCGCAUCAUUUUUUAGUCGACAGAAAGUUCUUUUUACUUCCGAGUACAGGUUGAAAACUCUGUCAAUGGCUUCACAUUCGAGAGUAUCUAUUCUGGAUUACUUUAACAUUGUCUUUGAGGGGGAAAAUGGAAAGAUUGAAUCGAAUUGCAAGGCUUGUGGAACCAGGAUUCAGGCGAAACGGUCAGUAACGUCCAACUUCGUUACGCAUCUGAAGCGCAAGCAUCAGGCCAUGUAUGAUGAGUUUGUGAAGAAGAAGGAUGUGAAGAGGGAGGCCUGUGCUUCAGGGACGGUCCAGCAGUUGCAUGGAGGGGGGCGCUCUGAGGCCGCUAGGUCGUCUCACGUUGGCGGCGUUGUGGCCAAGUUUGACCGAAACGACCCCCGUCAGUUGCUUAUCACAGAGGCCAUUGCCAAAAUGAUCAUCCGGGAUCUGCAGGCGGUGCAGAUCGUUGAGAACGAGGGCUUUAGGGAGCUGCUGCAGUUGCUGGAGCCCCGGUACACCCCAGAAACCUGCCUCUACAUCCAGAAGCAGCUCCUCCCAGGAUAUUCCUAUCAGGUCCAGUUGGCCACUAAGCAAUCUCUGAUUGCAGCUGAAUCGUGCAGCAUCACACUGGACUUGUGGAAGGGGGGCGUGGCCAGCAGCCUGGGCGGCUACCUGGGAGUGACCUGCCACUUCAUCACUGCCGAUUGGCAGAUCCAGUCCGCCCUCCUCGCGUGCAUACCUCUUGUCGGGAACCAUACGGCUCAGCAGGUUCUGUCGGAGUGUGAUGAGAUCUCCCACGCCCAUGGCAUCAUGGGGAAAGUCUUCCGGGUCGUAGCGGAUGCCUCCCCCUCUGAGAGCCGCGCCAUGUUCCGCCUUCCUGGCUUUUGCUUGCAUGGUGGUGAGCAAGAUGAGGAAGAGGAAGAGAGCAGCGACGAGGAUGUCAUGGUUGGAGAGGCUAGUGAGGCCGGGCGGGCAGGUGUGGUGGAUAGCUCUCUGGACCUGUGUUUCGGCGCUCAUCGCAUUGACUGUUUUGCACGUUCCUUAGGACUGUGUGUGCGUGAAGGCCUGCGUACCUCCCCUCAACUCUCCAUAGCCCUCACCAAAGCAGCAUGCCUCUACAACUAUGUGACGGCAACUGUGGCACCUGAGAAACUUGGCCAGGCUUAUGGGACAGAUGACCCGGUCAUUAGGGAUGCUCUCAACAGAGAGAGGGGCUGGAACUGCCAGCUGAAGACGGUACGACGCUUGCUGGAGUCGGCCGAAUUUCUAGAGGACGUGGUUGACCGGCAUGACCUCACACUCACUAGCUUCGAGAAGGCGGUGUUGAGGGAGCUGGUGGAGGUUCUUGAACCGUUUGAAGAGGCCACGGAUAUGGUGCAAGGAGACAAGCAUGUGUCUAUUAGCCUGGCAGUACCGUGCGUGCUGGGCCUACGCAAGCACCUCUCAGAGACCGCGACUCGUCAGUGCACCGGCAUUCUGGUGGGCCUGGCCCAGUCUCUGGACCGCAGACUGUCAGGCAUCCUGGAGGACCCUCUGUAUGUGACAGCCACUGCCCUGGACCCCCAGUUCAAGCUGACCUGGAGCAGCGACACCGAGAGGCACAGGCAGGUGCUGCUGAAGGAAGUGGCCAAGCACAUCCAGGUGAGGAGUCCCCAGGAGCCCAGCCAAGAGCCCACACCGCCGCCAUCCAAGCGCAGCAAGCUCUUCUCCUUCAUCAAGCAGCGUCCCGCCUCCCAGGCCAAGAGCAUUGAGCAGGAGUUGGCGACGUAUCUCCUUGAGGAGCCCACCGAAGAGGACUCGCUGCACUACUGGAAGCGAAAGGCUACUGACUUUCCCCAGCUGUCCCAGGUGGCUAAGAAGGUGUUCACAGUACCAGCCACCACCACCCCAGUUGAGAACAUUUUCAAGAAUCUAGGGAAGAUCCUCAGGCCCGAGAGGUGCAGGCUUUUGCCAAAAAACCUGGAGACUCUUAUAUAUUUAAAGGCCAAUUACCGGUUACUUUGGACUUAGAUCAGGACUGGAAAGCUUCCGGGUGACCAGUGCUAAGGCUGUGUUGGAUGUGAGGAAGCGUCAGCAUUUGUACUGUAUCAUGGUUCCUAGUUAAUCUUCAAAGCACUGGCAGAAACACUAUGACUCAAAGGUACUUCACACUCUUUGUCACCACUUGACUGGAAUGGCUGUCAAAGUUAAAAUAUCCCAAAGAAAACUAAAUGCCUUUUUCUGUUAAUUCAUAUAUAUUUAUACUCAUGCAUUAUAGACGAAAAACAAGGUUUUGGUAGCUGAAUUAGAUUUUCUAUUAUUCUAAUUGCAAAUGUAGGUCCCAGUUUAUAUUCUGUUUCGCAGUAUUAAGAAUCUGAUUCUGGAAGCACUUGAGUUUUAUGGAUGACUCUGUGAAAACAAGCAUUAAUUUAAACAGAUAAAUGAUCUCUGAGGCUUUGGAAUGUUGCGUAUUAACAGAUAAUUGCUUUUAGCUACUUCCACCGGGACUUCUUGCUCUACCUCUACGAAACAUUAGGCUCAAAGCAUGUACACAGUUAUGUUGAGAAAGUGAAUGGCCAUUUUUCACCUUUAAAUAUUUACGUUAGACUUAAAGAAAUCGUUUAAGUUGCAAAUUUUUAAGUUUUUAUUUAAUGGAAAAAAUUGAAAAGAUUGAAAAGAAAAGACAGUUUGUUUGACAUCAGUGGUUAAGUGCUUUGCUGUUGAAUUUCCCCUGCAUUCUCCUCUUUUAUUAUAUAGUACUAGAGCUGAGUAAACCUUGGAACCUUG